GCGCCCCAGCCCCGAGGUUGGGAGGAGGAAGUGGGGACGCCCGGCGGGCGUGGGGCAACGCCAACGGCCUCCCAGGCCGGGUAUAAGAGGGGCGGGCGGGCAGGGGACACGGAGCCCCAGCGACCAUGACCCGCGGCCGCCGACCUUGCAGCCCCACCCUCGCCCCCGUCCUGCUGGCCGUGCUGCUGGGCGGUUUGGCCCGGGCGGCGGAGAUCGUGGGCGGGCGGGAAGCGGAGCCCCACUCGCGGCCCUACAUGGCGUCCCUGCAGCUGCGGUGGCUCCCCGGCCGCCACUUCUGCGGGGGGACCCUGAUCCACCCGAGCUUCGUGCUAACAGCCGCCCACUGCCUGCAGAACAUGAACCCCGUCCUGGUGAGCGUGGUGCUCGGGGCCCACAACCUGCAGACCGAGGAGUCCACGCAGCAGAAGUUCAGCAUCGCCCGCCUGUUCGAGAACAACUACGACCCGGAGGAGAAGCUGAAUGACGUGCUGCUCCUGCAGCUGGACCGCCCGGCCACCCUCAAUGCCCAGGUGGCGGUAGCCCCGCUGCCCGAGCAGAACCAGGAGCUGCCCCAGGGCACCCAGUGCCUGGCCAUGGGCUGGGGCCGCCUGGGCACGCAGGAGCCACUGCCCAGGGUCCUGCAGGAGCUCAAUGUCACCGUGGUCACCUUCCUGUGCCGGCCACAGAACGUGUGCACCUUCGUGCCCCGGCGGAGCGCCGGCAUCUGCUUUGGGGACUCGGGCGGCCCGCUGAUCUGCGACGGCGUCCUCCAGGCCGUGGACUCCUUCGUGAUCCAGGCCUGCGCCACCAGCCGGUACCCCGACUUCUUCGCCCGAGUCUCGCUCUACGUGGACUGGAUCCGCUCCGUGCUCAGCAGCGUAGGGGGUGAAGGGGCCCCCGAGCCGGCAUGGGGAGCGGCCGAGGGUCCCCGGCUCCGAGUCCCCGAGCCCCAGGCUCAGGAUGGGGGUGGAGCGGAGGCCCGGAGAGCCCUGAUCACGAGUCAGAACUCUCCAGGGGUCCGGGUCCCCCAGGCAAUCCCCGACCCCCGCUCUCCUGGGGGGUUAAUGGUUGACACGCCCCAGCGCGGCGCCGGAUCAUCUAAGGACUUAACUCACCUCCGUUCACCGAAUCCCCGAGACAAUCCUGAGACGGAGCCGAUUGUCACAAGGGCCCAGCAGCCCCCGCCACCCCUGUGGAACGCCAUCGUUGUGGUUAUGAGGGUGCCCCGGGGAAACCGAGGCGGGGGGCCCAGCCGACGUCCCUGGGGCACUGACCCUGCAGAUAAGCGUACCCCGCCUGGUAUUUGGGACGGACUUGCACUAAAACCGGCGAAUCCCACGUUCAGACGGAAUGGCGCGUCCGAGAUUGAUCCGGACCCCCGGCCCCGGCUCACCUCCUCCCAUGCUUCCUGCUGUCACCCCCUCGUCUCCACGUCCCCGGGGGGGACAGGAAGUGGGGCAACGGCAACGGCCUCGGCGUGGGGGCCAUAA
Diceros bicornis minor is the source of this 1490-nucleotide messenger RNA. RefSeq names its product myeloblastin-like. Gene Ontology annotation, biological process: proteolysis. The coding region runs from base 126 to 1490 and encodes 454 amino acids. Lineage: Eukaryota; Metazoa; Chordata; Mammalia; Perissodactyla; Rhinocerotidae. Gene Ontology annotation, molecular function: serine-type endopeptidase activity. The record is from RefSeq and is a predicted model, not a curated record. The transcript is spliced from 8 exons.